AUGACAACUGCGCGUCCCCAACCUCUGUUCUAUGAAACAUUGAAGUGUGUGGGUUUGUACUUGGAGCCUAAUUUGAGAUUUCAACUAUACCUUCGAUGCCCUGGAUUUGGUUCUGUACACAAGACUCAACCUGUUAGAAUCCAUGAAUUGAAAGUGCGUCCGAACAAUUUUGAGGUCAACGGAACCGUCUUCAGUGUAGGAAUCAUCAGGAAAUACGCAAGAACGACACCGACUCCAAAACCAGUGAAAGUGUCGAAUGCCGGCGGUGGAGUCCAGCAUGACGUGGAUAGGUAUGGCAUACGAAAUUAUGGACAAGAGGAGAUUCAACCGAUGGAAGCUGCACAGCGUGACUCCACCCGAAUCACCCAUUUGGAAGAGCAUUUGCAGCUGAUGUUGAAAGAUCGUGAGAGACUGAGAUGGGAUGUGGUGCCUGACUUGGAUCUACGGAUUGAGGCCAAACGAUUGGAGAUUCUCUCCUAUCGAAAGCGAAUGACUAACCAGCAACCGUCGUUCAUUCAAUAUCUCCAAUUGACAAUUACCAACGGCACUGUACAGUAUGUGGAACGUUUGGAGUAUGACAAGAAUCUAAAGUGCACCAGGAAUUACAUUCUUGGGAAGAUCUUUGCCGGUGUAAAAUUUCAAGUCGGAAGCCUUCAAAUCGGAGAAGACAAAUUCAACUCAUUUUUGGGGCGCUUCCUUCAUAUGCAGCAAGGUCUAGUUAUUGAGGAACCGGGCAACGCGUUUGAACCUAAUACACUCGGUGGUCAAACGGAACCAUUGUUGCCAGUUCCAGAAGGAACAUUGAAAAUCGGAGAGAUGAUUGUCACUGGGAAUUUGAAAAACGCUUUGGCUAGUAUCAAAACAUGUCUAUCCGAGAACAAUCCCCCCUUUAAAAAGUUAACAAGCGCCUAUCAACCAUUUCCGGAUGAUCCAAUUGUUCAAAACGCUGAACUUAUAUGUAUUGCCCGUACAGCAAGUCUUAGGGUGUUCAAUGGGAAAAUCAACAAUAAACGAAUCCAUCUCGGAAGAUGUAACAUUCAGGAAACGGAUUUUAUGAUUCUUGUCAACAAAUGGUCAAUGGAAAAGAGCGAGGUUGGCAGAUUCUACUCCAUCGGAUUCAAAAAAGUCAAGAAAAUUGAGGAGUUCUUCUCUCUGUUCAUAAACAUUCCAGGCGCUGAAAGAGGAGAUAACGAGGAGACAAGAUGGUCCGAAUUCCCAGAAUGUAUCAUUAUCCCAAUGAGAGACGAGACCGAGUUGAAUGUGUGGUUUGAAAAAACAAACGAGGAGGACAAGGUGUACUGUAACACUAGAUUCAUAGUGAAGAUCAAAGUGCAGAAUAGCGGAUAUGCACAAGUUCAUGGAUCAUUCUAA
Molecule: messenger RNA, 1371 nt
Organism: Caenorhabditis remanei
Lineage: Eukaryota; Metazoa; Nematoda; Chromadorea; Rhabditida; Rhabditidae
Exons: 3
Coding region: 1-1371 (456 amino acids)
Source: RefSeq, a predicted model, not a curated record